GGCGUACUCGGUUUUGCACUUUGGUAGAAAAUUCUCGCUCAGUGGUCGGCCAUUAUCGUGGAGUGCAAUUUUAUCGAUCUAAUCGCUGUGAAAACUUGUUUAAUCACUUAAAAAAUUAGUGCAAAGUUUAAUCUAAGCAGAGUUUCAAACGAAAGUGUACUUUUUUCAUACCAUCAAAAUCAAUGAUGAGCCGUGGUGGUAGAGGUUAUCCUCGUGGGGGUGGUUCCCGUGGUGGAAGCUCUUACAGAGGUGGUGGUAGUUAUCGUGGAUCUGACUACAGCAGUAGCUACAACGCACGGGAUGGAUCCCGUAACCGGUAUAGCGGCGGUGGUGGCGGUGGUUCGUACACCGACUCGCGCUCAUCACGGUACGACAGCAAUCGAUACUCGCGGCAGGAUAAUCGCCCGGACGGUGGCUAUAAACGAAAUGAGUCGUACAAGCAAGAUUCGCGAGACCGUCGUUCGCCAGACCGUAAACGUCCACGGACGGAAAAUACAACACAGGGAGGUCGGCGUGAUUACAGUACAGGUGGUGGAACCGGAGAUUAUCAUCGUCGUGAUAGCAGUGGUGGCGGCCGGGGAGGCUCAUCCAGUCGAUAUCAUGACAGUGGCAGCUCAUCCUACGACAAACGUGGCAAUGAUCAUCAUUCAUCGACAGCGGGUGGCGGCGGCGGUGCUGGUAGCCGUGAUCGGUUUGACAACCGUAGCAGCAGUCGCGGACGAGGUAUGAGCAGUGCGGACAGAUCCCGGGAACCGAUGGGACCACCAAGAUCAGUUGGUCCACGAAGCAGCAUUGGUCAAAGAUCAGCUCCCAUGAGGACAUCGUUUGGAACUCGUUCUAUGUCAUCGAUUUCGACGUAUCGUCGGGGAGUAACACGUGGUAGGAUUAACAGUAAUUUCAGGAACGAUGGACGUCGGGGUAUAAUAACCAGCCGUUUCAACAACCGUCGUGAUCUACGUGGAGCUCCUCCGCUGCGACGACGUUUCACGACAAUCCGUCACCGGGAUGGUGGUCGUGUCGGAACUGGUAAGAGGAUCGACACAACAACAAGGGUGUCCAGGAAGGCACUUAUUAAGCGCGCUCUCGAAGCCGCUAAGGAUUUGGAUGAUGAUCACACCACGGAAAACGAAGGCGAUGACGACGAGGAAGCAGAUGAUGAUGAUAAGGAUACUACUGGAGCCGAUGGCAGUGACUGCAAAAAGGAGCCGAAGGAAGGCGAGGAAGACGAUGGAGAUAAAACGGAAAAGGAGGAAGAGGAAGAUGAUGAUGCUGACAAAACAACUGAGAAGGAUGAGGAGGAAAAGGAAGGCGAUACAAAAGCUGACGAAUCUAAGGACGGCGAAGACGCUGAUGGCGAAGUUAAGAAAGAAGGUUCUGCUAGCCCGAAGAAAUCUGUCAAGAAAUCUAAAGCAAACGCAGGGGAGAAGUCCGACGAUAAGAGUGCUGAUAAAAAGGACACCAAAAUUACUACCAAGUAUCGGACAUCGUCCUUCAUCAAGCUCACUUGCUGUCAUUGUCACACCAACUGUGUUACGUUCAAAGAUUACCACAUCCAUCUGUCCCGCGGACUGCACCGCGCUGCUAUGCGCCGCGUAUCCGCCAAAACUCGCGAUAAGCUGAUGGAGAUGCGUCAGGCUCAGCGCGUUGCCCAGAAGGAGGCCGACCUGACGGUGGAAGAUGGUAGCGAGCAAAAGUCUUCGUACUGUGUACUUUGUCAGCUGAACUUCCGGCAACCGAAGGCCGUUCAUCAGCAGUCCGACGGUCACAAAGAGAUGAAACGUUUCCUGAUGCCCUACUGCGCUACAUGUAAGGUCGGCUUCAAAAGUCCGAUGGCCUAUGAAGCGCAUCGUGCCUCGCUGGAGCAUCUGAAGUUUAAGGCACGCGUUGAGCGAUACGCUAGCAAGAAAGAAGAAUCUGGCGAGGACGGUGUAGCGGAGCUUCGUUUGGAAAACUUUUUGACUGUCGAUGAAGUUGGAAAUGUAGAUGACCCGACCGAUUGCGGCAAAGAAGGCACGUCAACACCAAAGAAGAGUGGUGUGGCCGAUGCUGGUCGCCCGGGAACUGAUGAUGAUGAUGACAGCGAUGAUGUCGAUGAGGACACCGUAAUUGGAUCUGAGCACGUUACUAAAGUGGAAGUACAGUACUGCGAUUUGUGCAAUAUGUAUCUGCCCCGGCGAGAAGAUCCGGAAAAAGUCCUUCGGCUGCAUUGUAAGACUCGCUCACAUCUACGGGUAUAUAUCCGUAACCGUGAGGAUAAAAAGUUGAGGGAGCGAGCGGAAAGAAUUCAUAAGAAGAAACUUUCCGAUGCCAAAACCAAGAAAGAUGCCAAGAAAGACACUGCUUCGGAAGCGGAUACCAGUGAGACGGCGGAUGUCAAAUCAGAGAAGAAAGCCGACGAAGAAGGCGCCAACAAGGAUACAACAACCGAAGACCAAAUGUGGGAAGUAGUCGAUAAUGAUCUUGGCGAUUUAUUACGCGAAGUCGCUGAACCCGCGGAGGAUGGUGAGGAAGAGGAAGAUGACGAGAAAACCAGCUCGGAAAGAUACGAUAAAUUCAGACACACUGAAAAAAAUGGGUUGGAUAAGACCAUCCACGACGAAGCUGUGGAUGAGGAGGAUGCUUCCAGCGCUGACAAAAAAAUUGUUGUCAAGAAGGCCACCAACGGUGACGCUAACUGCGCUGAUAAAGAAAUCAAAGCUGAAGCUUAAAAAGUGACUAUUUUUAUUGAUAUCAAUUGCAACUUUGAACCGUAUUUCAUUAGUGCGGCGAAGGUAGAGUUGAAUACCUUCACAUAUUUUAACUGUCCAACAACCUUAUUAGACUUUACGAUCAGUGAACUGCUAACCAUAAACACCUAUCAACUUAAAGUAAAAAUAGUGAUCCAGAAUAAAUACCCAGCAAAAUAAAUGCUAGAACGAA
Molecule: messenger RNA, 2919 nt
Organism: Topomyia yanbarensis
Lineage: Eukaryota; Metazoa; Arthropoda; Insecta; Diptera; Culicidae
Product: zinc finger protein on ecdysone puffs-like
Exons: 7
Coding region: 183-2708 (841 amino acids)
Source: RefSeq, a predicted model, not a curated record